UUUCUUAGAUCCCAGUUGCGGAGGAAAGGGAGAGGUCAGCGUCUGGUCCAGUGACCAUCUGCCUGACGUUUGGCUGACUUUUGGUCAUUUCACAUGGAGUUGCAGUAAUGGUUUAGACUGAUAUCUGUGAAGAAACUUUUAUGACACUGAGAAAAUCAAUAUCUAAAAAAAUAAGAUGUGUAUUGUCCUUUUAAUAAUCCACAUAAUCCCUUGAUUUGAUUUGUUGUACUGGAGAACUUAUACUAGUAAUUUAGCAUUAAAAAAACAUAGCUAACCUAACUUUAUUUUUAACCUACCGAACAUAAUGAGGCUGUCGGCAUGGCAUUACAACUGCACACCAGGAUGUUUUCUUUUUUCCAAGUCUUUUAAAAUAAACAAAUACAUUCAAAUUUCAGCUUUUCAGCUUCAACGCGUGCUUAUCCAAAGAACCAAAACCCACUGGAUGUGUUACUCUGUCCAUUUUUUGUUUUUGCUAAAUUAGAUCCUCAGUUUGCUCCAAUGCCAUGUUUCCCUGUCAUCAAAAGAUGUAAAUCAGACGGACUACAUUAUCUGUGGAACUCUGCAGGUUUGGGCUGGAACAAUGACUUCUAUCAGAUCAGACACCUGACACUUUAUCUCUCAGCUCAGCUUUCUAGCAGCGGUCCUCGGGGAGAAACAGGAUAGGGAGGGUUACUGUGUGUGUGUGUGUGUGUGUGUGACCGCGAUAGAAAAAGUGAAAGGCACAAUCCCUGGAGACAAAAAGCCAGAGGAUUACUAUGCUCAGCAACGGGGCAGUUUUCAACAGAAACUUCUUCAACAACAAAACCAAUUGGUUGCUCCGACUUUGAAGCUGGCUGCUCAGACAAAACCAGGAUAUGGAAAUUACAAAAGAGAGAUGCCCGCUGGACCUUUGCCUCUGCCUCAUAAUUCUGCAGCCGACGGCAGCGGAUCUGAAAUCAUUCAGCUCAGAAAAAUCAACGGCUCCUCAGCAGAGACGCCGAGCUACCAGCACCUCCACCGGGAGCUGCUGCUCAGCCACAAACGGGGCCUGCUGCUGGAGGAGAAGCCAGAACUGAAGCGGGUUCUGGAGCAGCGCAGACUGGAGCUGCACAGGGAGGAGGAGAUGGCCCAACGACGGCCCUCCGACCUGGAGACGGAGCUCCGAAAGAGGCAACAGAAGCUGCAAGAGUAUGAGCAGGAGGAGAUAAGGCAGCGGGAAAACCAGAACAAGAUCCCAGAGUUUGUUCGCGUCAGAGAAAACCUGAGGCGCACGCAGACGUUCGAUCAGCCCUGACCUGCUCCCAUCUGCCAGUGCGGCCUCUCACCGUUGUGGCCCUAAAAACGUUUUCUGCUCACAGCCUGCUGAGCUGCAACAACAAACCAGAGACACCGGUGUAAUUUAACAUUUGCUAAUCCGCUGCUAAUUGUAAUGAAAAAUUUAUUUCUGGAGGCUAAAACUUUGUCCAUCUUUUAAAAAAAAGAUUUUUUUUUUCCAACUCAUUCACAGUUUUGUUCUUGGUGAGGGGUGAAGUACUCAGUUGUUUUUCUUUUCUUUUUCUUUUUUUUUUUUUACUAAAAAUCAUGGAUUUUUAGUAAAAAUAACAUUAUUGGCUGAAUGAAGGCAACAAUGUUCUGAUUCUGAAUGUUUUUUAUGUUUUUUAUGCUAACUAACUUGCCUGUCCCAUCGUCAGUUUUCUGUUUCAGUCAUAAUAUCAUCAUGUCAAGUUAUAUCAGAUCCCUUAAAAGAAAUAUUUUCAACAGUACUGUUUUAUAUUAGUAACUCCCAACAUUACAAAAAAUAUAAGUUUGUUUACUUGUUUCUGUCAUGGGUUUUUGAUUUUUAGUUUGUCUGUGUGUGUGAGAGAGAGAGUGAUGUGGAAAUAAAAGGUUUUAUGGUUUGGA
This is a messenger RNA of Poecilia latipinna (sailfin molly), 1881 nucleotides long. RefSeq names its product protein FAM107B. The record is from RefSeq and is a predicted model, not a curated record. The coding region runs from base 875 to 1273 and encodes 132 amino acids. Lineage: Eukaryota; Metazoa; Chordata; Actinopteri; Cyprinodontiformes; Poeciliidae. The transcript has 5 exons.